This is a messenger RNA of Cimex lectularius (bed bug), 1728 nucleotides long. It is a transcript of the gene Flo2, whose product is annotated as flotillin-2. Bases 151 to 1425 code for a protein of 424 amino acids. Gene Ontology annotation, cellular component: plasma membrane. The transcript is spliced from 9 exons. Gene Ontology annotation, biological process: regulation of myoblast differentiation; protein localization to plasma membrane. Lineage: Eukaryota; Metazoa; Arthropoda; Insecta; Hemiptera; Cimicidae. The record is from RefSeq and is a predicted model, not a curated record.
GUUGUUUGAUAUGCUAGCAGGCGGGGCAUGAUUGUGUGUUGUGGUUAUCACUUGUCAAAGUUGCGGAAAUAACGCUAUAAAUAUUCAGUUAUUAUUAUUAUUAAUAUUAGUUACCUUUUGCUGUCAAAUUUCUCCCCGAGAGACGCCGACAUGGGAAACAUUUACACGGUGGGACCAAACAAAGCCCUUAUAGUUUCAGGUGGAUGUUGGGGUUCAACAAAGAAAAAAACAAUAGUCGGAGGAUGGGCAUGGGCCUGGUGGCUUGUAACAGAUGUACAAUACAUUUCACUGGAGGUCAUGACCUUAAAUCCUGUGUGCGAGAUGGUUGAAACGUCUCAAGGUGUUCCACUGACAGUAACAGGAGUAGCACAGUGUAAGGUGAUGAAAGCUGACGAACUGCUCCAGACAGCUUCGGAGCAGUUCCUUGGUAAAAGUGUCAAAGAAAUCAAAUCAACUAUUUUACAAACAUUGGAAGGCCACUUAAGAGCGAUCCUUGGUACUCUUACAGUUGAAGAAGUUUACAAAGAUAGAGAUCAGUUUGCAGCUUUAGUUAGAGAAGUUGCUGCUCCAGAUGUCGGACGUAUGGGGAUUGAAAUCCUUUCCUUUACAAUUAAAGAUGUUUAUGACGAUGUCCAAUAUUUAUCAUCGCUCGGAAAAUCACAAACUGCUGCAGUGAAAAGAGAUGCUGAUAUCGGAGUGGCUCAAGCAAAUAGAGAUGCUGGAAUAAGAGAAGCAGAAUGUGAAAAAGCUGCUAUGGACAUUAAAUUCAACACUGAUACAAAAAUAGAAGAUAAUGCAAGGAUGUAUAAGCUACAAAAAGCAAACUUUGAUAAAGAAAUCAACACAGUUAAAGCUGAAGCCCAGUUGGCUUAUGAAUUGCAAGCUGCCAAAAUUCGACAAAAAAUUCGUAAUGAGGAAAUUCAGAUUGAUGUGGUCGAAAGAAGAAAACAGAUUGAAGUUGAAGACCAAGAGGUGGUUAGAAAAGAAUUAGAAUUAAAUGCGACAGUAAGGUUACCUGCAGAGGCCGAGAGCUACAGAGUUCAAACAAUAGCGGAAGGGAAAAGAACUCAGGCUGUUGAAAUAGCCAAAGCAGAAGGUGAAAAAAUUAAAAAAAUUGGCAUUGCAGAAGCCCAGGUGAUUGAGUGUAUCGGGAAAGCAGAUGCAGACAGAAUGAAAAUGAAAGCAAUCGUUUAUAAAGAUUAUGGCGAUGCUGCUAUAAUGUCUCUUGUUCUAGAUGCUUUACCAAAGAUCGCUGCUGAAGUUAGUGCGCCGCUUGCGAAAACUGAAGAAAUCGUAAUGCUUGGAGGGAGUGAUCAUUUAACUGGUGAAGUUACACGUUUGGUUGGCCAGAUACCUCCUGCUGUCAACGCUCUCACUGGAGUUGAUAUAUCUAAAAUUAUAAACAAAGUAACUUGCAGUAACUAAUUGUACUACUGACAACACAAGGUUAUUUUCUAUAAUCAAUUAUUUAUACAAUUAUAAUUCUUUCAGAGGACUUUUUCACUAAAAUGUACUGUCUUUGUGUCCCAUAAUGUAAAUUAUUGUAGGCUGCAAUUUGCAGUCUUAAGGUUGCUUCAAAUUUAAAAAGUUUGUUGUGUUGGACAUGUGUGUGUUGUUUUAACAUUGUAGCAAUUGUCUUUUGUAAUAAGUUCAACAAAUAAAAAAAUUGUGCCAUUUUGUGACCUUAUUAUCUCAUAAAAACAAUAAAAGUAAGCUUUGCUAAAUGUA